This is a messenger RNA of Lolium rigidum, 613 nucleotides long. RefSeq names its product auxin-responsive protein SAUR32-like. Bases 82 to 378 code for a protein of 98 amino acids. The record is from RefSeq and is a predicted model, not a curated record. NCBI's taxonomy places the organism in Eukaryota, Viridiplantae, Streptophyta, Magnoliopsida, Poales, Poaceae. The transcript has a single exon. Gene Ontology annotation, biological process: response to auxin.
UCUCCCUUGGCUCUAGCUAGCGCAGCAUCAGCAUCAAGCAGCAAGCACGGCGAGAGCUCGGCUGCAGCUGGACCGCCGGCGAUGCAGGGUGAGGAGAAGAAGGGGAAGGUGAAGAAGGGGUGGCUGGCGGUGAUGGUCGACGAGGACCAGCGGCGGUUCGUCAUCCCCAUCGCCUACCUCUACCACCCGCUCUUCUGCCGGCUGCUGGAGGCGGCGCGGGACACCUACAGCUACCACUCGUCCGGUCCGCUGUGCCUCCCUUGCUCUGUCGAGGAGUUCCUCCGCAUGCGCGCGCUCAUCGAGCGGGACACGCACUCGUCCUCGUCAUCGCACCGUGUGCACAUGGCCCCGUGCACCCGCGCUAAGGUCACGUCGUGAUUGAUGAUCGGCUGUGAGCACGACGACGGUGAGCACCGGAGAGCGUGCGCUGGACUACGCUCAUCUGCCGAUACGGAUACAUGCGUGUACCAUGGAGAGAGGAGAGGGUAGGUGAUUAGUCUGGGAUACUGCUUCUGAUUUUGGUUUUGGCCUUCCGUUUCUUCCGAUUUUUGCACAUGCAUGUAUACUAGAUAGAUUUAUACCGAUGUAUAUAUAAUUGACAUUUGGAUUCACA